Messenger RNA from Linnemannia hyalina, 1563 nucleotides. NCBI's taxonomy places the organism in Eukaryota, Fungi, Mortierellomycota, Mortierellomycetes, Mortierellales, Mortierellaceae. The record is from the annotation of a GenBank genome assembly.
AUGAGAAUCUCACUCCUCGCUUUGGCUGCCACAGCCAUCGCAGUCGCCUCGGCUGCCCCCGCCCCAGUCAAGCGCGCUGCCAAGUCCAACGUCGUCCUCGGAUACUGGGUCCCAUGGGGUGAUGUCCCAGUCGCGUCCCUCGACAUGACCAAGUACACCCACAUCAACUACGGUUUCGGUGUCACUGCCAAGCGCAACGCCUUGGCCACCGACAUCUUCUUUGACCGUUACUACGAUGGAAACAACAUCAAGGCUCUCGUCAAGCGCGGUAACGAGUAUGGUGUCCCAAUUCUGAUGUCCAUCGGAGGCUGGACCGGUUCUCAGACCCUUUCGACCAUUGCCGCCGAUGCCGGUCUCCGCAAGACCUUCAUCAACAACGCCUUGGUCUUUGUCCGCAACAACACCCUCCCCGAUUACGCCGACACCCCCGAUGGCUGGAACAUGCACGGUAUCGACCUCGACUGGGAGUACCCCGGCCGUCCCGGUGCCAUCUGCAACACCGUCUCGCCCAACGACUCUGCCAACUACCUCGUCCUCCUCCGCGAGCUCCGUGCCCAGCUCGACUUGGAGUUCCCCAACGACCGCAAGCUCUUGACCGCCGCUGUCCGCGUCCAGCCCUUCGAUGGCACCGACGGCAAGCCUCUGGCUGAUGUCUCUGCCUUCGCCACCUACUUUGACUGGGUCUCCAUCAUGGCCUACGAUAUCAUGGGCUCCUGGAGUGCUACCACAGGCCCCAACGCCCCCUUCAACAACGGACCCGUCGGCAAGGCCGAUCAGUAUUCGUUCACCCAGGGUAUUAAUGCCUGGAAGGACGGUGGCUUCCCUCUCUCCAAGAUUGUCGUCGGCACUGCCUUCUACGGUCGCUCGGUCACCACCACGGUCAACAUGAACACUCAGCCCGUCUCGAUGUACGUCAACAAGACCAACGUCACCCCCAAGGGUGGCCCAGCUGACCGCAACGACAUCAACUUCUUCUGCAACGAAGGAUCAGUCUACUCUGGCAUGUGGAAGUGGAAGGAGAUCCGUGGCAGCAUCUUGACCGGAGGCGUCACUACCCCCACCACCGGCUGGACCCGCUACUGGGACGAUGCCACCCAGACCCCCUGGUUGUACGGAACUGGUGCCAACACCUUCAUUUCCUACGAUGAUCCCCAGUCCUUGACCAUCAAGGUCAACUAUGCCAAGACCGCCGGUGUCCGUGGAGUCAUGCUCUGGGAUAUGUCGUACGAUUACAACAACGAGUUGAUCAACGUCCUCCAGAACAUCCACUGCACCUCCAACUGCCCCGUCGUCACCACCGUCCCUACCCCUACCGCCACCGCCACCACCACCACCAAGGCCCCCAUCACCACCACUACCACCACCACCUCCUCGGGUCCCGUCACCACCACUCCCUCCGGCAUCUGCGGCGGUGUUGCCGCCUGGAACAGCGCUACCGCCUACGCCACCACCACCAAGGUCACCUAUGCCGGCCACCUCUUCACCAACUCCUGGUGGACCCAGAACGAGACCCCUGAUGCCAGCAACACCUGGGGUGUCUGGAAGGAUGGCGGUGCGUGCUAA